This is a messenger RNA of Mucor mucedo, 517 nucleotides long. RefSeq lists its product as uncharacterized. Lineage: Eukaryota; Fungi; Mucoromycota; Mucoromycetes; Mucorales; Mucoraceae. The coding region runs from base 133 to 480 and encodes 115 amino acids. The transcript has a single exon. The record is from RefSeq and is a predicted model, not a curated record.
GGAGAAGUGAAAUUUAUCAGCUAUAUUUAUAGAGAAAGGAAAACAAGAAAUUAAAUAAAAGAAUAAGCAAUGACAAAAGUUAGUCGUAGCUUAUGUGGAUCAUGACAAAGGAUUUAAAGAGCUGACAGAUCAAUGAUGAAUAUUGAGUCUGAAAGCUGGUUACUCAUAUUGCAUAUUUGGGGCAUAAAAUGUAACAGGAUCAUGACAUUGCCCAUCCUUUGGCGUGAGUGGUUCCACGGGUUGGGUGGAAAUUAUUCCAUUGUGGAGAUAAACAGGAUAGAACCUGACUGGUACAAGACAAACCAGAGGUCAUACUAUGACAGAAGAUGUGGAAUAAUCAAAAAAAUUCAAGCAGAUGCGAUUGCCAAAGACAUCCCGGAUGAGGCCGCGUUACACAAGGCAGAGCAGCGUAGACAGGAUAAGAACCUUAGCUUAGACCAAUCGGGAAAAAACAUCAGUCUUUUGUAUGGCGAUUUUUAAAAAAAUAAAUAAACUAUCUUCUUUUUCUUUUACAUAA